AUGCGGUCCUUGGUGGAUCCAACAAAGAUGGCGCUGGCAGUGGCGUUAACGUUAUCGUUUAGCGCCAUUCUCGUCCAGUCCAAUACCUCAAAAACGACAUCGCGAGUAUGCUACGCCACCGUAGCCAACUUCACCCAGAACACGGCCAUCGGUCUCUGUUCGCAGGCAGUACUGCGAGCGCUUAAAGUAGGCACGAACGGUACCAUUGCCUUCGUUACAACUGCAACACAAACUGCGGCAACCGUGCGCAGUCUUUUGCCAACCUACUUUAGCCGAAGGAUAACAUAUCCGUACCUCGAACCGUACAUAGCGGUUGUUGGUGCCGGAACGGAAGCGCCACUAGCCACGAUGCUCUCCAAUGCAACGGUUAGGGCGAACUACAUACGAGUGCUAGUUGCGUUCGUCAAAACGUAUCCGAACUGUGCGGGAAUAAUGAUCGAUUUCAGUGGCCUGACCACUACACAGUCGGCGGGGUAUUCUGCGUUCAUGUCUGCAUUGCUAACGGCAGCUCAGGCAGCGUCGAUCCGUUUGGCUUCGGCUUUACCAUGGGAUGCGACUCGAUACGCAGAUGUGUACUACAACCCGACGCUAACGAAGCUAGCCUUCAACGUACUACGAACGUUUGAAGACAUUUACGAGACAAGCACCACGCUGGUCCAUCCGCUAAAUCCUUUAUUUCCCAUGGCCGCACCAUUCAAUAUUGCGGCAAACACUAUUUACAACAACCUGUUCCGUUGGAUAAUUAAGGGAUUCAGCCCGGGUAGCAUUGUGCUUGGCUUGUCGAUGUACGCACGUGCAUAUACUGUCACGAGUGUUAGUCAAUUCGGUUCCACAGGAACGGCAAGGACAGAAUUGGCAUCAUACUGCGAUGCACUACUGCUUUCCACCCAGUUUGGAGUAGACACAAACAGUGCGGGAGAAAGCAUAACGUCUAGUAGUAGCAUAGCUUACGUGUUUAGCUCAUUUGCUGCGAUUGACAUAAAGCUGAACUUUGCACGUACAAACAAUUUGGCUGGCGUGGCACUGUUCUCGCUAAACACUGCCGGUGAUAACGCCGAACUGUUGCGGUAUAUCACGAGCAUCAUAGCACCGACGCCACCGACCGGAUUCACAUACCCGGUAGCAAAGACUCCUGCAUGCGGUGUAUCAAUAACAUUCCCAACACCGGUAGGGACCACUGUGAGCGGAGGUGGCACAACUAGGGCUGGAGGAGUUACGACCGUGGCUCCAGUUGAUACAACUGCUGCUGGAGGAGGAACAACCGCUGCUGGAGGAGAAACUACUGCCGCUGGAGGAGGAACUACUGCAGCUGGAGGAGGAACUACUGCAGCUGGCGGAGGAACUACUGCUGCUGGAGGAGGAACAACUGCAGCUGGAGGAACUACUGUCGCUGGUGGAACUACUGCAGCCGGAGGGGGAACUACUGCCGCUGGCGGAGGAACAACCGCUGCUGGAGGAGGAACUACCGCUGCUGGAGGAACUACUGCUGCUGGAGGAGGAACAACCGCUGCUGGAGGAGGAACAACCGCUGCUGGUGGAGGAACAACAGCUGCUGGCGGAGGAACUACCGCUGCUGGAGGAGGAACAACUGCAGCUGGAGGAACUACUGCCGCUGGUGGAACUACUGCAGCCGGAGGGGGAACUACUGCCGCUGGCGGAGGAACAACUGCAGCUGGAGGAGGAACAACAGCAGCUGGAGGAGGAACAACCGCUGCUGGAGGAGGAUCAACUGCUGCUGGGGGAGGAACAACCGCUGCUGGCGGAGGAACUACUGCUGCUGGAGGAGGAUCAACUGCAGCUGGAGGAGGAACAACCGCUGCUGGAGGAGGAACAACAGCUGCUGGAGGAGGAUCAACUGCAGCUGGAGGAGGAACAACCGCUGCUGGAGGAGGAACUACAGCAGCUGGAGGAGGAACAACCGCUGCUGGAGGAGGAACAACAGCAGCUGGAGGAGGAACAACCGCUGCUGGAGGAACUACUGCCGCUGGUGGAACUACUGCGGCUGGCGGAGGAACAACCGCUGCUGGAGGAGGAUCUACUGCAGCUGGAGGAGGAACAACAGCUGGAGGAGGAACUACAGCAGCUGGAGGAGGAACUACUGCGGCUGGCGGAGGAACUACUGCAGCUGGUGGAGGAACAACAGCUGCUGGAGGAGGAACAACAGCAGCUGGAGGAGGAACAACCGCUGCUGGAGGAACUACAGCAGCUGGAGGAACUACUGCGGCUGGCGGAGGAACUACUGCUGCUGGAGGAGGAACAACAGCUGCUGGCGGAGGAACAACUGCCGCUGGAGGAGGAUCUACUGCAGCUGGAGGAGGAACAACAGCUGGAGGAGGAACUACUGCGGCUGGCGGAGGAACUACUGCUGCUGGAGGAGAAACAACAGCUGCUGGAGGAGGAACAACAGCAGCUGGAGGAACUACAGCAGCUGGAGGAACUACUGCAGCUGGAGGAGGAACAACCGCUGCUGGAGGAGGAACAACCGCUGCUGGCGGAGGAACUACAGCAGCUGGAGGAACUACUGCCGCUGGUGGAACUUCUGCUGCUGGAGGAGGAACUACUGCAGCUGGAGGAGGAACAACUGCAGCUGGAGGAGGAACUACUGCUGCUGGAGGAGGAACAACUGUCGCUGGAGGAGGAUCAACUGCAGCUGGAGGAGGAACAACCGCUGCUGGUGGAGGAACAACCGCUGCUGGUGGAGGAACUACUGCAGCUGGAGGAGGAUCUACUGCAGCUGGAGGAGGAACAACUGCCGCUGGAGGAGGAACUACUGCUGCUGGAGGAGGAACAACUGCAGCUGGAGGAGGAUCUACUGCUGCUGGAGGAGGAACAACCGCAGCUGGAGGAACUACUGCCGCUGGUGGAACUACUGCCGCUGGAGGAACUACUGCCGCUGGAGGAGGAACAACCGCUGCUGGAGGAGGAACAACUGCAGCUGGAGGAGGAACAACCGCUGCUGGAGGAGGAACAACUGCAGCUGGAGGAGGAACUACCGCUGCUGGAGGAGGAACAACAGCAGCUGGAGGAGGAACAACAGCAGCUGGAGGAGGAACAACCGCUGCUGGAGGAACUACUGCCGCUGGUGGAACUACUGCCGCUGAAGGAACUACUGCGGCUGGCGGAGGAACUACUGCUGCUGGAGGAGGAACAACAGCUGCUGGCGGAGGAACAACUGCAGCUGGAGGAGGAACAACCGCUGCUGGAGGAGGAACAACAGCAGCUGGAGGAGGAACAACCGCUGCUGGAGGAGGAACAACAGCUGCUGGCGGAGGAACAACCGCUGCUGGAGGAGGAACAACCGCUGCGGGAGGAGGAUCAACGGCAGCUGGAGGAGGAACAACCGCUGCUGGAGGAGGAACAACAGCUGCUGGAGGAGGAACAACCGCAGUUGGAGGAACUACUGCCGCUGGUGGAACUACUGCCGCUGGAGGAACUACUGCUGCUGGAGGAGGAACAACCGCUGCGGGAGGAGGAUCAACGGCAGCUGGCGGAGGAACUACAGCAGCUGGAGGAGGAACAACCGCUGCUGGAGGAGGAACAACAGCAGCUGGAGGAGGAACAACCGCUGCUGGAGGAGGAACUACAGCAGCUGGAGGAGGAACAACCGCUGCUGGAGGAGGAACAACAGCAGCUGGAGGAGGAACAACCGCUGCUGGAGGAGGAACAACAGCUGCUGGCGGAGGAACAACCGCUGCUGGAGGCACAACUGCAGCUGGAGGAGGAACAACAGCUGCUGGCGGAGGAACAACCGCAGUUGGAGGAACUACUGCCGCUGGUGGAACUACUGCCGCUGGAGGAACUACUGCUGCUGGAGGAGGAACAACCGCUGCGGGAGGAGGAUCAACGGCAGCUGGAGGAGGAACAACCGCUGCUGGAGGAGGAACAACAGCUGCUGGAGGAGGAACAACCGCUGCUGGAGGAGGAACAACCGCUGCGGGAGGAGGAUCAACGGCAGCUGGAGGAGGAACAACCGCAGCUGGAGGAGGAACUACAGCAGCUGGAGGAGGAACAACCGCUGCUGGAGGAGGAACAACAGCAGCUGGAGGAGGAACAACCGCUGCUGGAGGAACUACUGCCGCUGGUGGAACUACUGCGGCUGGCGGAGGAACAACCGCUGCUGGAGGAGGAUCUACUGCAGCUGGAGGAGGAACAACAGCUGGAGGAGGAACAACAGCAGCUGGAGGAGGAACAACCGCUGCUGGAGGAACUACAGCAGCUGGAGGAACUACUGCGGCUGGCGGAGGAACUACUGCUGCUGGAGGAGGAACAACAGCUGCUGGCGGAGGAACAACUGCCGCUGGAGGAGGAUCUACUGCAGCUGGAGGAGGAACAACAGCUGGAGGAGGAACUACUGCGGCUGGCGGAGGAACUACUGCUGCUGGAGGAGAAACAACAGCUGCUGGAGGAGGAACAACAGCAGCUGGAGGAACUACAGCAGCUGGAGGAACUACUGCAGCUGGAGGAGGAACAACCGCUGCUGGAGGAGGAACAACCGCUGCUGGCGGAGGAACUACAGCAGCUGGAGGAACUACUGCCGCUGGUGGAACUUCUGCUGCUGGAGGAGGAACUACUGCAGCUGGAGGAGGAACAACUGCAGCUGGAGGAGGAACAACUGCCGCUGGAGGAGGAACUACUGCUGCUGGAGGAGGAACAACAGCAGCUGGAGGAGGAACAACCGCAGCUGGAGGAACUACUGCCGCUGGUGGAACUACUGCCGCUGGAGGAACUACUGCCGCUGGAGGAGGAACAACCGCUGCUGGAGGAGGAACAACUGCAGCUGGAGGAGGAACUACCGCUGCUGGAGGAGGAACAACUGCAGCUGGAGGAGGAACUACCGCUGCUGGAGGAGGAACAACAGCAGCUGGAGGAGGAACAACCGCUGCUGGCGGAGGAACAACCGCAGCUGGAGGAACUACUGCCGCUGGAGGAGGAUCAACUGCCGCUGGGGGAGGAUCAACUGCAGCUGGAGGAGGAACAACCGCUGCUGGUGGAGGAACAACCGCUGCUGGUGGAGGAACAACUGCAGCUGGAGGAGGAUCUACUGCAGCUGGAGGAGGAACAACUGCCGCUGGAGGAGGAACUACUGCUGCUGGAGGAGGAACAACUGCAGCUGGAGGAGGAACAACCGCAGCUGGAGGAACUACUGCCGCUGGUGGAACUACUGCCGCUGGAGGAACUACUGCCGCUGGAGGAGGAACAACCGCUGCUGGAGGAGGAACAACUGCAGCUGGAGGAGGAACUACCGCUGCUGGAGGAGGAACAACUGCAGCUGGAGGAGGAACUACCGCUGCUGGAGGAGGAACAACAGCAGCUGGAGGAGGAACUACCGCUGCUGGAGGAGGAACAACUGCAGCUGGAGGAGGAACAACAGCAGCUGGAGGAGGAUCUACUGCAGCUGGAGGAACUACUGCCGCUGGAGGAACUACUGCCGCUGGUGGAACUACUGCAGCUGGAGGAGGAACAACAGCAGCUGGAGGAGAAACUACUGCUGCUGGAGGAGGAACAACUGCAGCUGGAGGAACUACUGCCGCUGGUGGAACUACUGCAGCUGGAGGAACUACUGCUGCUGGAGGAGGAACAACUGCAGCUGGUGGAGGAACAACUGCAGCUGGAGGAGGAACUACAGCAGCUGGUCUAGGAACAACCGCAGCUGGAGGAGGAACAACCGCUGCUGGCGGAGGAACAACCGCAGUUGGAGGAACUACUGCCGCUGGAGGAGGAACAACAGCUGCUGGAGGAGGAACAACUGCAGCUGGAGGAGGAACUACCGCUGCUGGAGGAGGAACAACUGCAGCUGGAGGAGGAACUACCGCUGCUGGAGGAGGAACAACUGCAGCUGGAGGAGGAACUACCGCUGCUGGAGGAGGAACAACUGCAGCUGGAGGAGGAACAACAGCAGCUGGAGGAACUACUGCCGCUGGAGGAACUACUGCCGCUGGUGGAACUACUGCAGCUGGAGGAGGAACAACAGCAGCUGGAGGAGAAACUACUGCUGCUGGAGGAGGAACAACUGCAGCUGGAGGAACUGCUGCCGCUGGUGGAACUACUGCAGCUGGAGGAACUACUGCCGCUGGAGGAGGAACUACUGCCGCUGGAGGAACUACUGCCGCUGGUGGAACUACUGCAGCCGGAGGGGGAACUACUGCCGCUGGCGGAGGAACAACUGCAGCUGGAGGAGGAACAACAGCAGCUGGAGGAGGAACAACCGCUGCUGGAGGAGGAACUACUGCCGCUGGAGGAGGAACAACAGUCGCUGGAGGAGGAACAACCGCUGCUGGAGGAGCAACAACCGCUGCUGGAGGAGGAUCUACUGCUGCUGGAGGAGCAACAACUGCAGCCGGAGAAACUACAACUGCUGCUGGAGGAGCCACAACUGCAGCACCUGCACCUGAAGUUAUUUGUGGAAUUACUGUAAAGAGUCAGUAUGGUGGUCUUGUGAGCAGUUUUUGUAAUACCCUGUCCGAAAUUACGAUAUACAUUACAUCAGGUAGUAGCUGUGGUGUUGUUGUUUAA
This is a messenger RNA of Anopheles maculipalpis, 6513 nucleotides long. RefSeq lists its product as uncharacterized. The transcript has 10 exons. The coding region runs from base 1 to 6513 and encodes 2170 amino acids. The record is from RefSeq and is a predicted model, not a curated record. Gene Ontology annotation, biological process: carbohydrate metabolic process. NCBI's taxonomy places the organism in Eukaryota, Metazoa, Arthropoda, Insecta, Diptera, Culicidae.